GGAAAGCACCGGUUUGGCAAGUCGCGUUUAGGUCGGACCUAGGUUUGGUGGUUGCGUUGACCUGCCGCAGACCUCAGGUAUGGUCUCAGCUUUGGAUUCUUUCCCUCCUUGUCUCUCCCUUCUCUGUAUAGCCGUUGGGCUCUGUAACCAAGCUUUUCUACUCAAGGUGGAGAAUUAUCAGAAAUUCUCGAAUUUGGCUGAUUUUUGACUUUGAAAUCACCCUUUAUUUUUCAUCUCCCGAGUCGGGGGAAAAUGGGUACUAGGGUUCCUGUGCAGCACUAUAAUCUCAACUCCCCCACUUCGUUCAUUGAGAGCCCACUCCACGUUCUCAACACCGUUGAGAGUAGGACCUCCGAUCUGGACGACAUGGAAGCCGAGGUCGAUCGCGAAGCUGUCACCGAAGAUAGCUUGGACAAUGAUAACGAUAAUGGUGCCGUAGACUGCAUGCAUGAACCCCAUGGGAAUUCUUUACCACUUCACAAUGUUGAAGUUGAAGAGGAUCGCUCCAGUCUCGAGAAUAACGACUCUUCAAGGGACCCUUUUGAUAUAUUGACCAUUGAUGACGUUUCCCCCAUUGAAUCAGCAAGGGCAAGAUUUCUACAAAUUGUUGUGGAUCAUUUUAUUGAUGAUCAUGUAAUUGAAGUGGCUGAUUCUGAGGCUGAUUCCACUGCUCAGUCUGCGCAAGACAAGCUUAAUAAAAGGAAGACAAGAGAGGUCCAGUAUGAAGGAGAUUCGAAUUUUGCUUUACCUCUGAUGUAUAUUGCAAAUAUGUAUGAAAGUUUAGUAAACGAUGUCAACAUCCGGAUCGCUUCCUUGAAUGGUAUUCGUGAAAAGACAAUUGGGGUAGCGCUUGAAGCAGCUGGUGGUUUGUACAGAAGACUCGCCAAAAAAUUUCCAAAGAAAGGUCCAUGUACUACGUACAAGAGAAGAGAAUUAGCAACUUCUGUGGAAACAAGGACAAGGUUUCCAGAACUAGUAAUUCAAGAAGAGAAGCGUGUUCGCUUUGUGGUAGUCAAUGGUUUGAAUAUUGUUGAAAAACCAGAUAACAUGCCUAUUGCUGAUGCUGAGUGGUUUAAGAGAUUGACAGGUCGCCAUGAGGUUGCUAUCUCUGAACGUGACUAUAAAUUUUAUUCUCCAAGGCACAAGUUUAGGCGUGCAGCAUCAAACAUGAUACCCAAUAUCUCUGGUCUACCUAGUUUUCCUGGAGCUGACAACUCUACUACGUUGACUACUUCUCAAGGAUUCCGCUCUUCACCAAGUCAGCAGCAAACUCCAUGCAAACAUUACAUGCAAUCUUUGACACAUCAGCCUCACUUUCAUCCAGUUCACCAGAACCAUCAAACUAUGCAUCAGAGUCAGCAACCAGGCCCCUAUUCUCAGUCUCACAACCAUCACUGUGGUCCAUCCUCACAUUUAUCUGAAAUUUCUCAUGCUCACCAGUCACCAACAAUAUCUCAACAGUUACCCUGUUUACAACCACUCACAGGUGGCCAUGUUGGUGGACGCCUGCAUAUACUGCCAUCGAGUCCUGCAAAGUUUUGUGAUGAAUGUGGUGCUCCAUUCCUGAGAGAAACAUCUAAAUUUUGCUCUGAGUGUGGUUCAAAGAGGAUCGGAACAUGAUAUUGUGUGUUCAUAGUGAAUCCAGAUUCCAUAGAAUAUUGGGUUUGUGUUUGUCUUUGUCAUAUCAUAGCCCUUGUAUAAAUUAGCUCUUUCCUAAGGAUUUUCACAUUUUUGGGAAAUGCAUUUAAUUAUGUAAAUAGAAAGUGUGCAAUUGUCUGCAUCA
Messenger RNA from Prosopis cineraria, 1783 nucleotides. RefSeq lists its product as uncharacterized. Bases 253 to 1620 code for a protein of 455 amino acids. The transcript is spliced from 9 exons. NCBI's taxonomy places the organism in Eukaryota, Viridiplantae, Streptophyta, Magnoliopsida, Fabales, Fabaceae. The record is from RefSeq and is a predicted model, not a curated record.